ACCAACCCAAAAAUAGUACUUCGUACUUGGUAGUUUGUAGAACUUCUCCUGAAAAACCAUCUCCUAUUCUUUUUCCAUUUGACAAUAUCAUAAACCGUAAAAGCUAAAAAUAGAAUCAAAUGGCAACAAUGGCGAUGAUGAAGAAAUCAUCAAUGGUAAAAUCAAUAUCUGGUGGGCUUAGAAUCGCAGCAUUAAGGGCUUAUGCAUCUCUUGCAGUGGGAUCUGACAUAGUCUCGGCCGCACCCAAUGUUACCCUCCCUAAGGCUCGCCCCUACGAUGAAGGAGUUUCUUCCAAAUUCGCCACUACCCCUUUGCAAGACAUUUUCAAGGGAAAGAAAGUUGUCAUCUUUGGCCUCCCUGGUGCGUUUACUGGAGUUUGUUCUGCUCAACAUGUUCCCAGCUACAAGACUAACGCUGACAAAUUCAAAGCUAAAGGGAUCGAAUCUAUAGUUUGUGUUUCCGUAAAUGAUCCAUAUGUGAUGAAUGGAUGGGCUGAGAAACUAGAAGCAAAAGAUGCUAUUGAAUUUUAUGGGGACUUUGAUGCAAGCUUUCACAAGAGCUUGGACUUGACAAUAGACCUCUCUGCUGCUUUGCUUGGAACUCGCUCUCACAGAUGGUCGGCUUAUGUGGAGGAUGGCAAAGUCAAGAUUCUUAAUGUCGAAAAAGCUCCAUCUGAGUUCAAAGUCUCUGGCGGCGAUCAUAUGCUUGCUCAGAUCUGAAUGAGUUUGUGUUCAUCCUGCGCCCUUAAAAGUCAUAAAUAAGUUGCAAUAAUGUGAUUUUACAAUACUUACGUUCUUCCACUGUAACUCAAUAGGACGUUGCAAUACAAUUUUCCGCUUUUUGCUGUUUGCCUGUUUGGUUGUCUGUUUGGGUAAUUUGUUAUGAAUAUGGUCAAAGUUGCUCAUGAUCCUCAUGUUGUAGGAGAUUAAUUAGAUCUUUCACUUUGAUGUGGAUAA
Molecule: messenger RNA, 956 nt
Organism: Chenopodium quinoa (quinoa)
Lineage: Eukaryota; Viridiplantae; Streptophyta; Magnoliopsida; Caryophyllales; Amaranthaceae
Product: peroxiredoxin-2F, mitochondrial-like
Exons: 5
Coding region: 120-719 (199 amino acids)
Biological process (GO): hydrogen peroxide catabolic process; cell redox homeostasis; cellular response to oxidative stress
Cellular component (GO): cytoplasm; mitochondrion
Molecular function (GO): thioredoxin peroxidase activity
Source: RefSeq, a predicted model, not a curated record